Arabidopsis arenosa is the source of this 1328-nucleotide messenger RNA. The record is from the annotation of a GenBank genome assembly. Lineage: Eukaryota; Viridiplantae; Streptophyta; Magnoliopsida; Brassicales; Brassicaceae.
UCUAUCUCUCUCUCGUCUCUUUAUUGGCAAUGGCUACGGGAUCAACAGAUUCCGCCAGGUCUCCCUCCUCAGGUGUUCUCCAGAAGUUGUUAUUAGUAUUCUUUGUCUGUAUAGCUGCUUCGACUUAUAAGGCAAUCCAGCCUCCUCCUCCAAAGCUUUGUGGCUCUCCUGAUGGUCCAUCCAUCACAGGACCGAGGAUUAAGCUAAGAGACGGAAGGCAUUUGGCUUACAAAGAGCAUGGAGUUCCAAGAGAUGAAGCUACCCAUAAAAUCAUCGUUGUCCAUGGAUCUGAUAGUUGCAGGCACGAUAAUGCUUUCGCAGCUCUACUAUCUCCGGAUAUAAAAGAAGGACUAGGUGUGUAUAUGGUUUCAUUUGAUAGACCUGGUUAUGCAGAGAGUGAUCCUGACCCAAACCGUACUCCUAAAAGCUUGGCUUUGGACAUUGAAGAGCUUGCUGAUCAGUUGAGUCUAGGAACCAAAUUCUAUGUCAUCGGUUACUCGAUGGGAGGACAAGCUACAUGGGCAUGCCUUAAAUACAUUCCUCACAGGUUGGCUGGAGUAACGCUUGUUGCUCCAGUGGUGAACUAUUGGUGGAAGAACUUUCCAUUAGACAUCUCAACCGAAGCUUUUAACCAACAAGCGAGAAAUGACCAAUGGGCGGUUCGUGUUGCACACUAUGCUCCUUGGCUUACUCAUUGGUGGAACUCCCAGAACUGGUUCCCUGGAUCAAGUGUUGUGGCCCGCAAUCUCGGUAUGUUGUCUGAAUCAGACAAAGAGAUCAUGUUUAAGCUCGGUGCUGCAAGGAGGCAACAUGAGGCACAAAUAAGGCAACAAGGAACACACGAGACAUUGCACCGUGACAUGAUUGUUGGAUUCGGAACUUGGGAAUUCGAUCCGAUGGAGCUCGAGAAUCUGUUCCCGAACAAUGAGGGAUCAGUGCACUUGUGGCAGGGAGAUGAUGAUGUACUUGUCCCUGUGACUCUGCAACGUUACAUUGCACAGAAGCUUCCAUGGAUCCAUUACCAUGAGAUUCCUGGAGCCGGACAUUUGUUCCCAUUUGCUCCUGGUAUGGUUAAUAACAUCGUUAAAACUCUCUUAACCAGUGAUGGAGUGAAGAACUAAACUCUUUCUUAUCUUCUCUCUCAAAAAGAUAGCUAGUUUGGUUUUGUGACAUGAUUGAUAUGAUACUUUGAACCGGGAUCAGAGAGAUUCAUGAGAAUCUCAAGUUUCUUUUGUUGUUGAUAUAUUUUGUGGGUGAUUUUUAGAGGAAAAAGUCACUAGGGCCCAAUAUGAAUAUUUUAGUUAAACUAAUACAGAAAACAAUGGCCC